AAGAAGGCAGAGGCCGCCGUAAAUUUGCAGCUCCUCUUCUUCCAUAAUUGCCUGCUCAUCGUCUCGAACGUAGCUCAUGCAUAUCUUCAGUUUACUCAUACUCCAUGGUCGCUUCGUCCAAUCGAUCACAAGAUGCUACCGCCUCCACCUCCACCGCCGCCGUCUUUUAGGGCCCCAGCAACUGACGCCAGCUCAACUCCACAAGCGCCAGUUGUUCCUGAGAGCGGUCCCGCCAGAGGCCUAUUGCUUGAGUUGAUCAAGCACAAUGGCGCACCGUUCAACGAUCACUGGGCAUACUUUGUCCGAUCCAGCUCGAGUUACUCUGUUGGUAUUGUCUAUGAAGCUGUUGGUGAUGUCCGCAGCGGAUUCCAACGCCAGACCCGGAGAAAUCAUGACUUGACCUCUGAUCCACCUUCGACUCGAAUCCCGCUCCAGUGGAUUGAUGCUACUUUUGUCAACGAAGAACUGAUGCUUCACGACCAAGGGUCGAUGCCUAUGUGCAUCUUUGAGGAGAGCCUGAAUAAGGUCAAAGAACCCAAGAAGACAUUGAAUGACACACGCGAAAGUGAAGCCCCGAAGAAAAGAAUUGCACAAAGGAACUGCCAGACAUGGAUCGUUGAGUCGGCGGAUCAGCUGGUUGCAGAUGGCAUUCUCCCCUCGGAUGUUGCUGCCUAUCUUCAUGCCACCAAGCAAGUCUAAACAGUUUCCAGGUGCUACACUCGAAUAGGUCAACCUUGUCAAGUUUUUCAUCAACAAGUCAAAGCGUUUAGCAUGGAGAAUAACUGAUAGCAGCCAGAGUGGAUUCAGAAUCCAGAAGAGCCUCAAGUCUAGACUAAGGCGUUGAUCACUUUGCCCUGAUCCGCCAUCACUCA
This is a messenger RNA of Fusarium verticillioides 7600, 872 nucleotides long. RefSeq lists its product as hypothetical. The coding region runs from base 133 to 699 and encodes 188 amino acids. Lineage: Eukaryota; Fungi; Ascomycota; Sordariomycetes; Hypocreales; Nectriaceae. The record is from RefSeq and is a predicted model, not a curated record. The transcript is spliced from 2 exons.